This is a messenger RNA of Quercus robur (English oak), 1918 nucleotides long. RefSeq names its product probable receptor-like protein kinase At1g80640. Lineage: Eukaryota; Viridiplantae; Streptophyta; Magnoliopsida; Fagales; Fagaceae. The record is from RefSeq and is a predicted model, not a curated record. The transcript has 10 exons. Gene Ontology annotation, biological process: protein phosphorylation. Gene Ontology annotation, molecular function: ATP binding; protein kinase activity. Bases 141 to 1511 code for a protein of 456 amino acids.
UUGGCCUUUUAUGUCAAACGAACAGAUAAACAAAUAUACAUAGUUUCAAACUUGGACAACAAAAGAAGUUUCUCAAACUCCUUACGUUAACACUUAACACACACUCUCUCUCCUAUAAAAAAAAAAACAAAAAAAGUGACAUGAAUCUUCUAAGUUGUUUUAGUUUACUACUUAUUAUGUGGGUAUUAAGCAACACUUUGUUUUCAGCUAUAAUUGACGCCAGAUCAGAGCCUCCUAUACCUGUACCCUCCAUUUCUGAGCAGUUUUUUGUUGCUGAGAGAAUUCCCAGUUCUCAAUUUCUAGUUAAAAUGGAAGCUGAACCUCCAGGACCAGGAGAGGAGAUUAGAGUAGUGCACCACCAUGAUUUGAAUGAGAAAAUUCUUAUAGCGCUCAUUGUUGCCUCCUCUCUCCUUGGUGGAAUUUUGCUGUUUUUAUUAUUUUUUUGGAUCUAUAGACAGAAAAAAUUGAAGAACUCCAAUAAGAAAAGCCGAAAGAGCUUAGAGGCUGCAAAAGGGAUCUCAAUGAACCCAAUUAUGGUUAACUCCUUGAGGAUGGCCAAUAGUAAAGGUUCUCUUGCUAUAUUCGAUUAUCCAUCAUUAGAAGCAGCAACAAACAAUUUCCAAGAAAGUAAUCAUUUGGGUGAGGGUGGUUGUGGACAUAUCUAUAAAGCUCAUUUUGAUGAAAAAUUGCUUGCAGCAGUUAAGAGAAUUGAUGGUGUCACUCAAGACAUGGAAAGAGAAUUUGAAAAUGAGGUGAAUUGGUUGAGUAAAAUCCAGCAUCAGAAUAUUAUUAAACUUUUUGGUUACUGCAUUUAUGGAGAUUCAAGGUUCCUUGUUUAUGAAAUGAUGGAGAAGUCUUCAUUGGAAACUCAACUGCAUGGACCUACUCAAGGAUCAGCUUUAACAUGGCAUCUGCGAAUGAAAAUAGCUGUUGAUGUUGCUAGAGGAUUAGAAUAUCUUCAUGAGCACUCGCAUCCUCCUGUGGUUCAUAGAGACAUAAAAUCUUCUAAUAUUCUUCUGGAUUUCAAUUUCAAUGCUAAGCUAUCAGAUUUUGGCCUUGCGGUUACUUCUGGCACUGAAAACAAUAACUUAAAGCUUUCAGGAACCAUGGAUUACGUGGCACCAGAAUACCUUUUGGAUGGGAAACUAACAGAUAAAAGUGAUGUCUAUGCUUUUGGAGUUGUCCUUCUAGAACUCCUAACAGGAAGAAAGCCGUUGGAGAAUCUUGCCCCAGCUCAAUGCCUAUCUAUUGUCACAUGGGCUAUGCCUCAGCUUACUGACAGAUCAAAGCUUCCAAAGAUUGUGGAUCCUGUAAUCAGAAACAUGAUGGACCUAAAGCAUUUAUAUCAGGUUGCUGCUGUGGCUGUACUGUGUGUUCAAACAGAACCAAGUUACAGGCCACUGAUAACUGAUAUUUUGCACUCGCUUAUCCCUCUUGUCCCUAAUGAGCUUGGAGGAUCACUCAGAGUUAGCGAACCUACUAAGCCAGUCUGCCCUGGACCUUCCAACUGAUUGCAGAUAUGUUGCUCGUGACUCUUACACAUUUUCACAUUUUAUAAUUACAUCAAGGCGAUCAUCUGAAUCACUGGAUACCUUUCCUCUUGUUCCUGAUCAUUCAUUUUUUUUAUUUUUUCAGAUACUUUUUCUCCUGAGAUUCUUAUGCAAUAUAGUCAUUCUACGAAAUUUUUUUUUUUGGGUAAAUAAUAGUAAAAUUUGAUGUAAUUUUUCCAUGACAAUCUGAGAACAUUUUUACUUUUAGAUUAGACAGAUUUCCCUCUAGCUGUAUUUAUCAAGAAACCAACAGGGGAUAAAAAGAGUAUUAUUAGAGUGGAAAAUUUCUGAAAUCUGUAUUUUUCUUAUCCUAUAAUAUGUAAACUGGUAUUUGGAGGGUCACUCUUAACUCUUUGCAGCACAGAUAA